This is a messenger RNA of Hibiscus syriacus, 1575 nucleotides long. Its product is annotated as serine/threonine-protein kinase SRK2I-like. The transcript is spliced from 9 exons. Gene Ontology annotation, biological process: intracellular signal transduction; protein phosphorylation. The record is from RefSeq and is a predicted model, not a curated record. Gene Ontology annotation, cellular component: nucleus. The coding region runs from base 277 to 1347 and encodes 356 amino acids. NCBI's taxonomy places the organism in Eukaryota, Viridiplantae, Streptophyta, Magnoliopsida, Malvales, Malvaceae. Gene Ontology annotation, molecular function: protein serine/threonine kinase activity; ATP binding.
UCGAUCCUAUCAGAUAUUACCUUGAAUUAUCACUUCCUCUUCCCCAAAAAGAGUAUAUCCUCCUCUUCUGCACUGUUGCAGACACUCAAUUUAUCAUCGAUCAACUAAAAGAAACGCUUUAUUUUUUAAAUUCAGUAACCGACUCUUUUAACUCAGUGACUCAUCUACAAAACUGAGUCCGGUGGUGUUUUGAGGUUUUUCAUUUCGGUGAUGCUUCGUGAGUUUUUUUUCUUCCCUUUGAAGUGAUAAGAUUCAAGAAACUGAAAAGGUUGCAAAAUGGAUCGAGCUGGGCCGGCUAUGGAUAUGCCGAUCAUGCACGACAGUUACCGUUACGAUUUCGUUAAAGAUAUCGGGUCGGGUAAUUUCGGAGUCGCCCGACUUAUGAGGGAUAAGGUCACCAAAGAGCUCGUUGCUGUCAAGUACAUCGAGAGAGGCGAUAAGAUAGAUGAAAGUGUUCAAAGGGAGAUUACUAAUCAUAGAUCAUUGAGGCAUCCUAAUAUUGUUAGAUUUAAAGAGGUUACUUUAACACCUACUCAUCUUGCCAUUGUUAUGGAAUAUGCAUCUGGAGGUGAGCUUUUCGAGCGGAUUUCUGCCGCUGGCCGAUUCAAUGAGGAUGAGGCUCGCUUCUUCUUCCAGCAGCUUCUAUCCGGUGUUAGUUAUUGCCAUGCAAUGCAAGUAUGCCAUCGUGAUUUGAAGUUGGAAAACACAUUAUUGGAUGGAAGUCCAGCUCCCCGGCUUAAGAUUUGUGAUUUUGGGUAUUCAAAGUCUUCGGUUCUUCAUUCACAACCGAAGUCCACUGUCGGAACUCCUGCAUACAUUGCUCCUGAGGUACUCCUAAGGCAAGAGUACGAUGGCAAGAUUGCGGAUGUAUGGUCAUGUGGGGUUACCUUGUAUGUAAUGCUUGUUGGGCAAUAUCCUUUCGAGGAUCCUGAUGAGCCAAAAGACUUUCGGAAUACUAUACAAAGAAUUCUAAGUGUCCAGUACUCCAUUCCGGAUUUUGUCCAAAUAUCUCCCGAAUGUCGACAUCUGAUUUCAAGGAUUUUUGUUGCUGAUCCUGCAACCAGAAUUACGAUCCCGGAUAUCAGAAAUCAUGAGUGGUUCUUGAGGAAUCUCCCUGCUGAUCUGAUGGAUGAAAACACAAUGGGAAACCACAUCGAGGAGCCUGAUCAACCUAUGCAGAGCAUGGAUACGAUCAUGCAGAUUAUAGCUGAGGCCACCAUUCCAGCUGCUGGCGCCCCUGGCUUAAAUCACAUGUUAGACAGCCUUGAUGAUGAGGACAUGGAUGACAUUGAUUCCGAAUCUGAACUCGACAUCGAUAGCAGCGGGGAGAUAAUUUAUGCAAUGUAAUAGGAAGAAGAUAGGUUCCAUGUUUUUUGGUCAUAUCGAAGCAUAAGUCAUAGCUGCAGAGGAUCUAUGCUCUAGUGUGUAAGGUAAGCAUCUGAGAUUAAGACUAUAUUGAAGUGCACAAUGCUGGAGUCCGUCACGGUCAUGGAAGCUUUAUACGAAUCGGUCGAAGACGAUAUUUAAUACUACUUUAUGAGGCAGGAUCAUUAGAAAAAUAUAUAUAUCUUUAUU